AUGCCCUGCGUGGCGCGUGGCAGCUGCAGCGAGGAAUACCCGACACUGCAGCACCUGGUGGCGGGCCCGCCAGACCAGGAGAGCGCCGAGCGCGGCAGCAGCAGCGGCAGCGGCAGAGGCGGCUGGGGCGCGAGCGAGGGCGGCCGGAGCGCGGGGUAUGGUGGCGGCGCCGACGAGGAGCGCGGCGGCAGGCAGCAAUACCGCGGCGGCGGGGGAUUGUACCGAGGUGGCGGCAGGGGUGAGGACCGCGGGAGAGACGACGAUUACGCGAGCCGCAGGGACGACUACCGCGGCCCCAGGGACGGCGGCCGCGGCGGCGGCAGGGACGCGCCCCGACGCGGCGGCCAAGAGCAGUACGGCAGCGGCGGCAGGGGCUACGGCGGCGGCGGCGGCGGCAGCGAUGAUGAUGAGGAGUAUGGGGGCGGCCGCGGGGGGCGGUACCCCGCGCGCCCCUCCAAGUCGGCCCUGCGGGACGAGCUCUUUGGGGUCGUCCUCUACGGCGUCGCCCCCAUCCUGGCCGCGCUGCGCGCCAAGCGGCGCACCGCCCACGUGCUGUACAUUCAGGAGGGGGCGGACGCCUCGACGCGCAAGGACGGGCGAGCGUUCGAGGAGUGCCAGGAGCUCGCGAGCGCCGCGGGCGUGGCGGUGCGCCGCGCGUCGAAGCACGACCUCAACAUGCUGGCCGACAACAGGCCGCACCAGGGCCUGCUGCUGGACUGCUCCCCACUGGACUGGAUCCCCCUCGACCGCCUGCCGGACGCGCCCGGCGCGGCGCCUGCAGCGGCGGGGGCAGGGGAGGCAGAGGAGGGGGAGGAGGCGGGCCGGGCAGAUGCAGAGGGUGGCGCUGCUGGCGGCGGCGAGGCGGCGGCGGCGGGGGGCCGGGGGCGGCACCCUGUGUGGCUGGCGCUGGAUGAGGUCGUGGACCCGCAAAACCUGGGCGCCAUGCUCCGCUCCGCGCACUGCCUCGGCGCCACCGGCGUCCUCGCGAGCGCCAAGAACUGCGCGCCGCUGUCGGCCGCGGUCAGCAAGGCGUCUGCGGGCGCGCUGGAGGUGAUGACGCUGCACAACUCGAAAAACCUGCCCCGCACGCUGGCCGACGCGGCGGAGCGCGGCUGGGCGGUCGUGGGGGCGGCCGGCGAGGCGGCGGCGACGCCGGUCGCGCAGUUCAGGGUCAACCGGCCGACGGUGCUCGUGAUGGGCAACGAGGGCGUCGGCCUCCGCACCAACGUCCGGCGCGCCUGCACCCAGAUGGUGCGCAUAGAGAUGGGCAUCGGCCCCAAGGCGCGGCGCGGCAGCGGCAGCAGCAGCGGCGGGGAGGCGGCCGUCGAGUCGCUCAACGUCAGCGUGGCGGCGGGCAUCCUGCUGCACCACCUCAUCGCGCAGGAGGCGGCGCCCUGA
This is a messenger RNA of Monoraphidium neglectum, 1398 nucleotides long. RefSeq names its product rRNA methyltransferase. Lineage: Eukaryota; Viridiplantae; Chlorophyta; Chlorophyceae; Sphaeropleales; Selenastraceae. Gene Ontology annotation, biological process: rRNA methylation. The record is from RefSeq and is a predicted model, not a curated record. Gene Ontology annotation, molecular function: RNA binding; RNA methyltransferase activity. Bases 1 to 1398 code for a protein of 465 amino acids. The transcript is spliced from 6 exons.